Iphiclides podalirius (scarce swallowtail) is the source of this 2433-nucleotide messenger RNA. Lineage: Eukaryota; Metazoa; Arthropoda; Insecta; Lepidoptera; Papilionidae. The record is from the annotation of a GenBank genome assembly.
AUGUCCACACCAGUGUCGAACCGUAAAUAUGGGGCGCAGAAAAUUCGACUCACGAUAUUAUGCGCAAGAAAUUUAGUCCGGAGGGAUCUUUUCCGUUUACCAGAUCCUUUUGCCAAAAUCUCGGUGGAUGGCAGUGGUCAGGUAUAUUCCACUAAUGCUGUAAAAGCAACAUUAGACCCAAAAUGGAACACUCAUUAUGAUCUUUACCUGACUAAAGGAGAUGGGAUCACAAUUAGUAUUUGGAAUCAACGAAAAGUGCACAAAAGACAAGGAUCUGGAUUUCUUGGAUGUGUGCGCAUUCAACCUUCAACAGUGCACAAAUUAAAAGAUACAGGAUAUCAAUGUCUGGAGUUAUGUGAAGACAGUUUAGGGGAAGCAUGUGGUGUCAAGGGUCAAGUGAUUGUGUCUCUGUUGUCUCGUGAUGGAACUAGAGGUGAGCCGGCUUCGGUAGCUAGCGAGGGCUCCCCCCUAGCAGUUGUGGGACCAGCCGGCGAAGUGCGUGCUCCACGGGACCCUCCGCUUAAUGCAAAUGCAUCCCAUCAACCAUUGCCACCUCAUUGGGGUGAGAGAUUCACAUCAAGUGGCAGGCCAUAUUAUGUUAAUCAUGCACUCAAAAAAACACAAUGGGACCGGCCAACUGUGGAGGAAUUGAGCCCAGCCUCUCCACAGCCCAAUUCCCCCUCCCCGCCAAUACCCCCCUCCCCCGCCUCUCCAGUCACUCCAAUAUCACCUGCAUCCCCAUCAUCACCAUCAUCACCUGUAUCCGAAACAGAUGUUUCACUUGCAACUUCAAUUUCUUUAAGACCAGAACCACAACCGCAAACUGCGGUCCGUUCCCGUCCAGGUCCAAAUCCGGGAUCACCUACCAAUGCAGCAACACCUUCCCCAACAAUACCUAUAGCUGCAACGGACCUGCCACCUGGUUAUGAGAUGCGGACGACGGCGCAGGGCCAGGUGUACUUCUACAACGGGGCGACGGGCGCGUCGUCGUGGCACGACCCGCGCGUGCCCGCCUCGCUGCGGCACCGCGCCGCCGCCGCGGGCCCGCUGCCGCCCGGCUGGGAGAUGCGCCUCGCGCCCUCGGGCCGCCCCUACUUCGUCGACCACAACCGGCGCACCACGCAGUUCACCGACCCCCGCCUGGCGCUCUCCGCGAGACUCCCAACAACGGAGCCCAGCUCGGCGCCUGCUUCCCCACCACCAGGCAGUAGCCCGUCCCCGGCGGUGACCUCGGCGGUAGCAGCAGACCAAGAGCCUGACGCGCUCCCAAAGUACAAGAGGGACCUCGCCGCCAAGGCUAGAGUACUGCGCGCAGAGUUGCAGGCACUACAACCACAAACUGGCCACUGCAGAAUCGAGGUAUCACGCAACGAAGUGCUAGAAGAAUCUUACCGUCUAGUGAUGAAGUUGCGUGGGAAGGAACUCCGAAAGCGGUUGCUGGUGAAAUUCCGUGGGGAGGAGGGAUUGGACUAUGGUGGUGUUGCACGAGAGUGGCUUCAUUUAUUGGGACGGGAGCUGUUUAACCCGCACUACGGACUAUUCCAAUAUGCCAAUGCCGGUGACGAUAGAUACGCACUACAAAUUAAUGCAGAUUCCGGGGUUAAUCCAGAACACCUUUCAUACUUUCACUUUGCUGGGCGUAUUUUGGGCGUCGCACUGUUUCACGGGCAUCAGUUGGAUGCGGCUUUCACUGCACCCUUUUAUAAGCAGUUGCUAGGCCGACCAAUAACUUUGAGAGAUAUCCGGGACGUAGACCCUGAGUUGCAUCGUUCGUUAUCUUGGAUGCUGGAGAACAGUAUCGCCGGCGUGAUAGACACGACCUUCUCCGUCGAGUGCGCCUCAUUCGGCGCAGUGCGCAGUGUGGAACUGCGGCCGGGCGGCGCCAACGAACCGGUCACCGACACCAACAAGCGGGACUACGUCCGGCUGUACGUGGCGCACAGAUUCACACGCGGGGCCGAGAGGCAAUGGCUGGCCUUACAGAGGGGCCUUGCCGACAUCAUCCCGCCACAGCUGCUCCGCCCGCUGUCGCCUAAGGACCUCCAGCCGCUACUGGCUGGCAGAGCCGACCUAGACCCGGUGGACUGGAGACGGCACACCCGCCUCAAGCACGUGGCACCAGAGGCGCCGAUAGUCAACUGGUUCUGGGAGAUCGUCGAGGAGUUCGAUGCCGAGAUGAGGGCCAGGCUGUUGCAAUUCGUCACGGGCUCGCGGAGAGUUCCACUCGCUGGAUUUCGAGCACUCCAGGGCUCCACGGGUGCGGCUGCUCCGAAACUUUUCACGUUGCAUUUAGUCGCUGACGCGUCCCCAGACUCGCUGCCAAAGGCGCACACGUGUUUCAACCGUCUCGAUUUACCGCCAUAUCCGACCAAGGAAAAGAUGCACGACAAGCUUAAGCAAGCGGUCCUAGAAACUGCGGGCUUUGCCGUUGAA